Messenger RNA from Cantharellus anzutake, 1101 nucleotides. RefSeq lists its product as uncharacterized. The record is from RefSeq and is a predicted model, not a curated record. The coding region runs from base 228 to 854 and encodes 208 amino acids. The transcript is spliced from 3 exons. NCBI's taxonomy places the organism in Eukaryota, Fungi, Basidiomycota, Agaricomycetes, Cantharellales, Hydnaceae.
AGAACCCCGACAAGUCGCUAUUCACCUACUGGAAUUACCACCAGAAAUUCGGCGACUAUUUUUCCAGGGCAGUAAGCCUCUACCUUGCGAAACAUAAGAAACAUCCAGCGAGAAUCGAGGUGACGGCACCAGCUCCAAGCCACACCCAGAACAAGCGUCACCCAAGUCCUCGAACGCCCUCUGUUGGCCCCAACUCGAAAGUUGACGAGGACCACCCCACCAAUCGAAUGCUUCCUUCCGGGGGCCCUGUGGCCCGUAGCAUGCGCAACAUAGAUAAAAUACCUUUCGCACUCCAUGAACGACGGCAAAUGCAAGCAUUCUAUGCAAAGAUGCGAACGAAGUGUCGGUCUGAGUUCCAGGUGUGGAAUCUGUUCUCGCAACUGCAUCCCUCUAGGAGCCCAGUAUCUUAUGCCUCACAUGCCCGUAGACAUCCUGAAAUUAAGACUCUCGGUCCCACGAAUCAUGAAGGAAGUGUAGGUGACAAUGAAGAAGACCGAGAAACUCCAGAAAGGACCCAAUGCGGAAGGAAAUCCCCAUCCCACGAGGGUGACAUGCCAGAUGAUUGUGUACAAAAGAACCAACUUUCGACAAGCAAUAAUAGGUCAGACACGGAGGGUCGCUCCCAGUCACAACUGACUUUCUCGCAAGAUGAAUGGACUGCGGCGAUACAAUGGGUCAUGACCAGGGGGGGUCCGUUAAGCGUGCAUGCGAAUGUUGAGAGUUGGCAAGCGUUCAGUGUGAAGAAUCCGUCACAUAAUGAGCUCGAGUGGAUCGGGCUCUACUAUGCGUACUACGACUUCUUCCAGGGUAUCGAACACCAAUUCACUCAGCACGACAUGAAGUACUUGUGUUGAUGAGCGCAGAUCACACCCAGUCCCAUCUAGAUCUCCCCCCUCACACUCAACCAAUGAUCUGAUCUUGUACGCUAAAUGAUACAUGUAAGAACAUCUCAAGAUCGAGAUUCCUGACUGAUGCUACUAAUGCUGGAACGCAAUUGGACAUUGACUCCACAGACCCUUCUGAUUUAUCUUGACCGCUGUUUAGAUAAUGCCCAUUAGGCACACCUAGUGCUGUAAGGUGUAUGCCGGAGCAGGUCUCGAG